AUGAGGAUGAUGAAGAAAUAAUGAACGGGCAAAAUUUGUUUAAUAUAAAAACUGUUGGAAAAUUGAAAAAUCGUAUUAAUAAUUUUAGAAUCUCGGACGUGAAAACAUCUCAGGUGAAAAUUUAUUUUUAAAUAAGUUUAAGAAAAGAUGUCAGUAGUACCUUUAAUGUUUCGUGACUGGUGGGAUGAACUUGAAUUUCCAACUCGCACAUCGCGGCUCUUGGAUCAACAUUUUGGUACCGGAUUAAAACGUGAUGAUUUGAUGUCCUCUGUAUGGAAUUCGCGGCCAACAAUGUUGCGCUCGGGAUAUUUACGCCCUUGGCAGCGUACAACUGGCUUGCAAAAGCAAGACUCUGGAUCCACCUUAAAUAUCAAUGAAGAAAAAUUUGAAGUGAUAUUGGAUGUCCAACAGUUUACACCGAACGAGAUUAGUGUCAAGGUCACCGACAAAUUUGUCAUUGUAGAGGCCAAACAUGAAGAAAAGCAAGACGAGCAUGGUUUUGUAUCCAGACAAUUUACUAGGCGCUAUCUUUUGCCAAAUGACAUCAACCCAGACUGCGUCACUUCAUCGCUGUCGUCCGAUGGACUCUUAACUGUUACCGCUCCCAUGAAAAAGUUGCCUCCACCGAACACAGAACGCGUUGUUCCCAUCUCUAAGACUGGUCCUUCUUCACAAGAAGAAAAAGAAAGAAAAGUUGAAACGACAACAGCUUAAACAAUAAGAACCCACAUUUAAUUGCGUAUUUGAUUAUUAACAGAAUGCUUUUUAUUUUUUAUACAUACGAGUAUCUAUCUAUUAUGUUAAUUAAAUAGUUAGGUAAAAACAUAUGUAAACAAUUUUUAAAGCUUUAAUUAAUAGAGGAGGAUUCUAGUUUCAUUUCACCAACAGGGAUGGAAAAUUCAAAAUUUACUGAAACCAUACCAAAUUAUUGCUACGAUGAUACUUUAUAGGAUCCCGUAAACAUAAUCCAUUUUAUACCGCCGCGCCGUUGCUGUAAAGCAACACUAACUUAAAAAUUUAAUUUGCAAAAAUUCGAAAUAAUAAAUACAUUUUUUUAUGAUUACAAA
Messenger RNA from Calliphora vicina (urban bluebottle blowfly), 1067 nucleotides. It is a transcript of the gene l(2)efl, whose product is annotated as lethal (2) essential for life. The transcript is spliced from 4 exons. Gene Ontology annotation, cellular component: nucleus; cytoplasm. NCBI's taxonomy places the organism in Eukaryota, Metazoa, Arthropoda, Insecta, Diptera, Calliphoridae. Bases 148 to 714 code for a protein of 188 amino acids. Gene Ontology annotation, biological process: protein refolding; response to heat. The record is from RefSeq and is a predicted model, not a curated record.